AUUUUUCAUUACCAAAACUUCUUCUUCUUCUUCCUCUCGCCAUUAACACCUGAAAAUCUCGAAACCAUAAAAGAAAGAAGAAUAGAUAAUGAGAUAAAACCUAAAAGAAUAGAUGAAAAUGGUGGGCCUUAGUAUUGUUUUGGAGUCUACUAACAACAACACUCUCAGCAACGGCUUUGCUAGUCCCAAACCGUUUCAAGUCGUCAACAAAUCCACCGCCAUCGCCUCCGAUCUCCGCCGUGGAAGCUGUCAUCCGGAUUCUGGGUUUCUCGAACGUUGUUUUCUCUGUAGAAGGAAGCUUCUUCCGGCGAAAGAUAUCUACAUGUAUAAAGGUGAUAGAGGGUUCUGUAGCGUGGAGUGUAGAUCGAAGCAGAUGGUCAUGGACGAAGAAGAAAGCUUUAGGAGAGAGAACUGUUCGUUCAUGGCUGUUAAAGCAACAAAGCCUGACUCUCCGGCCCCGACGUCUUCAGGCUUAGGCGGUGGUCAUCACCGUCACCGUCACCGUCGUGAUCCGAGAAACUGAGCAGGCGGUUUGGAGAAAGCAUUUGGAAACUGAAAAGUGUGAUUUGACUUUUCCACCCUUGGACUUAUUUUUGUCGUUUUGUUUUAUGAGAUGUAAAACCAGAAGGGUGUUUUCGGUAUUUCUAGUUUUUGCAUAUCUAUGGUAGCCCCUAGUUUUUA
This is a messenger RNA of Raphanus sativus (radish), 681 nucleotides long. Its product is annotated as FCS-Like Zinc finger 15. Bases 113 to 523 code for a protein of 136 amino acids. The record is from RefSeq and is a predicted model, not a curated record. NCBI's taxonomy places the organism in Eukaryota, Viridiplantae, Streptophyta, Magnoliopsida, Brassicales, Brassicaceae. The transcript is spliced from 2 exons.